AUGGCUCCCAAGGUUUUUCUGACUGGUGCCACUGGCUAUAUCGGUGGUGACGGCUUGUUUGUACUUGCUGGCGCCCACCCCGACUGGGAAUACUCAGCACUAGUUCGUAGCAAGGAAAAGGCAGCCCAAGUCACCAGCAAAUACCCCCAGAUUCGAACAGUGAUCGGUGAUCUAGAUUCAUCCGAGCUGAUUGAAGAAGAGGUGAAGAACGCAGAUAUUGUCUUCAACUUCGCUGAUUGCGAUCAUGUUGCCGCAGCCAAGGCCAUUGCUAAGGGUGCUCAGCACCACACGCCCGAACGUCCAUUGUGGCUGAUCCAUACUGCUGGCACUGGUAUAUUGACAGUCGAGGACCAGCGUGCUGGCACGUACGGUUCUGAGCGCCCUAAGGAGUACAACGACUGGGAGGGUGUCAGCGAGCUAGUUAACCUUCCGGCAGACGCCUUUCACCGUAAUGUGGAUGAGAUCAUCCUCGGAGCGGGUCAGCAGAACCCGGCUAGUGUGAAGGUUGCCAUCGUCUGCCCACCUACUAUCUACGGUCCUGGCCGUGGCCCUGGUAACACAAAAAGUGUCCAAGCCUACUGGCUCAGCGCUGCAGUACUGAAGCGCAAGCAAGGUUUCCUGGUUGGAAAGGGCGAAAACAUCUGGCACCAGGUUCAUGUCCAGGAUUUGAGCAAUCUCUACCUGGCCCUGGGCGAAGCAGCAUCAGCGGGAGGUGGCAAGGCUACCUGGAAUGACGAGGGCUAUUACCUUGCUGAGAAUGGGUCCUUUGUGUGGGGCGAUAUCCAGCGCGCCGUUGCUCAGUCUGCUUUUGACAAGAAGCUUAUUGCUUCCCCUGAUGUUGAGUCUCUUGAUCGCGCUCAGACGACUGACAUCAAUUCUGCCGGAGUCUAUGCUUGGGGUACUAACUCCCGUGGAAACUCAAUCCGUGCACGUAAACUAUUGGGUUGGACGCCCCAGAAGCCUAAGCUGAUCGAUCUUAUCCCUGAGAUUGUUGAGGGCGAGGCUAAGUCUCUUGGCCUGCUGUAA
Messenger RNA from Penicillium coprophilum, 1026 nucleotides. RefSeq names its product putative nucleoside-diphosphate-sugar epimerase. Bases 1 to 1026 code for a protein of 341 amino acids. NCBI's taxonomy places the organism in Eukaryota, Fungi, Ascomycota, Eurotiomycetes, Eurotiales, Aspergillaceae. The transcript has 3 exons. The record is from RefSeq and is a predicted model, not a curated record.